AUGUCAAGUCAUCAUUUAUCACUUGAUCACUUUCCAGGGAUUAAUUCCAAUGGAAAGGUGGAUCAAGAAAAAUCAAAAGAAGAACUUAUACAGGAACUAGAGGUGAUGAGAGGAUUGGCAAAAUCAAAUAGAUCAUCACGUAUCAUGUUGGAUGAGAUGUACCAGUUUGUUGCGUUGCUGGACAACAAGGGCAACCUAUUGGAUGUAAACGAACCUGCACUUCACGGAGGUGGUAUGAUUCGUUCAAAUAUUCUUGGUACACCGUUUUGGGACUGUCGUUGGUGGGCAGUCAAUGAAACAUCAAUGGACGAUUGUAAAAAGGCUGUCAUGAGAGCGGCUGCCGGAGAAUUUAUACGAUACGAGUGCGACAUUUUUGGAAAAUCAGCUGGCACUGAAACAAUCACAAUCGACUUUUCACUCAUGCCCCUUUUCGACGAAAAUGGUGCAGUCAAACUCAUUCUCCCCGAGGGUAGAAACAUCACUGAAAAGAAACUUGCAGAAGAUGAAAUUGCAAGAAAAAAUAAUGAACUUAGAUCACUCUAUGAAAAGAUUAAAGAAUUGGAUGAAUUAAAAACUCAAUUUUUUGCAAAUGUAUCACAUGAAUUAAGAACACCAUUGACAUUGAUAUCACAUCCAACAGAAAAAUUGCUAAAAGAUCCUGGAGUGUCGGCAGAUGCUAAAAAACUAUUAGAGGUUGUGGCAAGAAACACCCGAGGGUUGUUGAAACAUGUAAAUAAUUUAUUGGAUAUUAGUAAGCUUGAAGCUGGUAAGAUGAAUGUAAACUAUUCGAUGGCAGAUGUAGGCAAGACCAUCACGACGAUUGGGCUGUGCUUUGAGCUGCUGGCCAAGGACAAGAAGCUCGAGUAUAUCAUCAACGCGCCCAAAGAUGGUCUGCUCAUGGCGGCCAUCGACAGAGACAAGAUCGAGCGUGUCGUCACCAACCUCAUAUCAAACGCUUUCAAAUUCACACCAACGGGCGGAAAGAUCCGCAUCAGCGUCGAGCCAGACCAACUCAACCAAAACCCCGCCUUUUUGGUCACCGUCGCCGAUACGGGUCCGGGUGUACCCGAGGACCAGUACGACAUCAUCUUUGAGCGUUUCCGUCAGGUGGAUGGCAGCUCGUCGCGACGCCACGGUGGCACUGGGUUGGGUCUGUCUAUCGUCAAAGAGUUUGUGCAGCUGCAUGGCGGAAACGUCCAAGUCACCGCGCAAAAGGAGGGUACCGGUGCCGUCUUUUUGAUCCGCAUUCCAUUGUCACCCAAGAUUGACGAGCUUGCCAACAAGACAACCGUAUCGGAUGCCAAUGUAUCGGCCAGAGUACAACCACACCAAGAGUUGGUACAUGUAAAAUCACCACCAGGUGUCAAGUUGUUGGAGAAUGGUAUCACCAAAGAGGAUCAAGAGUUGCUCGAGAUGAUCAAGGAAAAGGAAGAGCAAUUGUCGCAUCUUGAUACGAUGGGCAGCAAGUUUGAUACAGAGAUGACGGCGCGACAAGCCGCAGAAGAGUUGGAGGAAAGGGAGGGAUUCGCACCAAUGGUCGCCGACGAUGGCAAACCAAGUAUACUGGUCGUCGAAGACAACGUCGAGAUGAAUCGAUUUAUUGCAGAACUGCUGUGCAAGCAGUACUCUGUACACACGGCCAUGAACGGUAAAGAGGGGUUGGACAAGUUGCGUUCAUGUACACCCGACCUUAUCUUGACCGAUUGUAUGAUGCCAGUCAUGAGCGGUGAUGAAAUGGUCGAAGAGAUUAGAAAAGAUCCACAAUAUGACAAUAUCCCCAUCGUCUUGCUCACUGCCAAGGCAGACGACAAUCUACGUGUGCGUCUGUUGACCAAUGGCGUAGCCGACUAUGUCAACAAGCCAUUCUCGACCGAGGAACUGACCGCUCGUGUCAACAAUAUUAUGGCUAUGAAAAAGGCCAAAGACUAUUUGCAGCAGGAACUGUGUAUUGCCAACACGGAUCUAGUCGAGUUGGUGAGUCAGUUGACCGCAAGAAAGCGCGAGCUCCAAGUACUAGUAAACGAGCUCGAAAAGGAACGUGUCUUACUCGACCGCGCCAACCGCUCCAAAGACGAGUUUCUCAUGAAUCUGUCACACGAGCUGCGUACACCGCUCAACGGUAUAUUUGGCUGGAGCCAGCUGCUGCGCUACGACGGCAACAUCUCGACCGACGUACGUCGCGGUCUCGAAGCGAUCGAGCGUUGUGCACACGCACAGAACCAACUCGUCAACGAUCUGCUCGACAUGUCGCUCGUCAUCAGCGGCAAGUUCUCGCUCUCCAACGAGGUGGUUGAUAUCCGCGAGGUCAUCCGUCUCGCCGCCGAGACAUUCAUCAACAAGGACAAGGCCAAAACCAAGAUUGUCGUCGAUGUGGGCGACCUGCCACUCAUUGUCUGCGGUGAUCCCGUGCGUCUCGAGCAGUCUAUCUGGAACCUGGUCUCCAACUCGAUCAAGUUCUCCAACCAGGGCGGCUCGGUCACUGUGCGCACAUCUAUCCCCAGCCAGACGGGUACAACGCCGCUCACAUUGCCUCCAGGUGUAUGCGGACAGUCCGAGGAGAAGCUCAACCUCUUGCGCAACCACGCCAGCAACAAGAACUGGUGUCUGGUCACCAUCUCGGAUCAGGGAUGUGGUAUCACUCACGACUUUUUGCCACACGUGUUUGAACGCUUCCGUCAGGCAGACAACAGCUCCACCCGCGGUCACGGCGGGCUCGGUCUUGGUUUGUCUAUUGUAAAUAACAUCGUCGAGCUACACAAUGGCUACCUGUUUGCAUUUAGCGAGGGUGAAGGAAAGGGCAGCACAUUUACUAUCAUCCUCCCCAUCAGCAAUGGUAAUGAAAUCAAUAACAUGGAAACCAAUGGUUCCACUAGUAAUGGACAAGCAGUAGUUUCUAAUGGUAAUGGAAAUGGAAAUGGAAACGGUAAUGGUAAUGGUCACGGUAAAAGAAAUAGAACAGAUUUUGAUACUGGGAGCUCAGCUGGUGACCAACACCCUCAACAACAACAACAACAACCAGAAGAAUCACUCAUGACAAAAAUGUUGACGACUAGCCCGUCAUCGUCGAGUCUCAAGGGACUCAAGAUAUACGUUGUCGAUGACCAAGAAGACACUAUAAAACUCUUUUCGUCAAUGCUCAACAAGAUGGGUGCGUUUGUCUCAACGUUCCUUUCUUCCUCAUCGUGUUACCAAGCAUUUUUGAAUGGUGAUCCCAUGUCGCGACCAGACAUUAUUCUCUCUGACAUUACAAUGCCAGGUGACGAUGGGUACUCACUCGUCAGUCACAUCAGAACACUCGAGCAACAAACCAAUUCCAAACACAUCCCCAUCGUUGCUCUCACAGCUUCGUCUGACAAGGCCAAAGUUGCAAAAACUGGCUUUGAUCUAUAUGUUAGCAAACCAGUAAACUUUUAUGAACUUUCAAAUUCUAUUCAUAAUUUAUUAAAUAAUCAAAAUCAAAAUAAUCAAAAUAAUACUAAUAAUAAUAAUAAUAAUAAUAAUAAUCAUAAUGGCAAUGGUAAGGGUAACGGAAAUCAUAAUAAUAUUAAUAAUAAUAUUAAUAAUAAUAAUAAUAGUAAUCAAAUUUCACCUGCCUUGUCUGUGGAUGAAGAUAGACAAAUUAAAAAGAAAAAUAGGAUUACUAAAAAUAUAACAAUAUACACCAACCAGUAG
Molecule: messenger RNA, 3672 nt
Organism: Cavenderia fasciculata
Lineage: Eukaryota; Evosea; Eumycetozoa; Acytosteliales; Cavenderiaceae
Gene: dhkD
Product: histidine kinase
Exons: 2
Coding region: 1-3672 (1223 amino acids)
Biological process (GO): phosphorelay signal transduction system; phosphorylation
Molecular function (GO): phosphorelay sensor kinase activity
Source: RefSeq, a predicted model, not a curated record